Sphaeroforma arctica JP610 is the source of this 633-nucleotide messenger RNA. RefSeq lists its product as hypothetical. Lineage: Eukaryota; Ichthyosporea; Ichthyophonida. Bases 1 to 633 code for a protein of 210 amino acids. The transcript has 2 exons. The record is from RefSeq and is a predicted model, not a curated record.
AUGCUCACCACCCCAGGCUCAUAUACCAUUCCUAUCGAUUGGGCAACUGACUUAAGUAAAGGCACCAAAUCUGUGCCAUUCAUCUCACCAUGUUUCCCCGAUGUUGCCACUCGAUCCAAUGCACCGACCGCCUCGAUCUCCAUCCCGACCUCGUCUUCCCCGUCUGUUGCCUCUCACCCACCAGCGUCCAACAUCGUUUCUAAGGCCGUUCUUUCGUCCGCUGUCCCCUCCGCACAACCAGUUUUUCCUCCCGGACCACCUGAUUCUUCUGACCCCAGUAUUUGUGCACUAGUUCCUACUUUAGCCCCCACGUGUCAUCUUUCUGACGCCCCUGCUGAUAAUUUCAUUUAUGGUUCUGAUGCUGAUGAUGUGCACCCCGCCGUCGCUCCAUCAUUCAAACACAAGACUACAUUAUCACUCCUGGACGCUAUCAAUUCCCUGGACCCUAAGCUGCCCGAGAGCGUUAAACAAGCUCAAGCACAGAAAGAAUGGCCUAAUUGGGAAGCUGCAAUUUACAAAGAGCACGCGGUCGAUGACAGGAACCAACUUGCCGAUCUCAUUCCUACUGCAGAUGUCCCUCAUGACGCUCGCAUCAUCCACUCCAAACACGUUUUUAACAUUGAACACGACUAA